AUGUUGGGCUUGCAUCAGGAUCUUCAGGAUAGAGUUUACGAAGAAAUAAUUGACGUUUUAGGACCACAUCGCGCUGUAGAGCCAUCCGACUUACAUAAGUUGAAAUACAUGGAAAGAUUCAUAAAAGAAACUCUAAGGUUAUUUCCAGUAGCUGGACUGGUUGUACGAGCUAUAGAUGAAGAUAUUAAAGUUGGUGAUUUUGUUUUCCAGUCUGGCACCUCAGUUGUUUUUGGAAUAUUGAGAGCUCAUACAAAUGAAGAGAAUUGGCCAAAUCCAUUCAAAUUUGACCCCGACAGAUUUUUACCUGAAGAAAUUGCAAAAAGGCACCCAUGUUCGUAUGUGCCCUUUUCUUAUGGCCCCAGAAACUGUAUUG
Messenger RNA from Leptinotarsa decemlineata (Colorado potato beetle), 373 nucleotides. RefSeq names its product cytochrome P450 4C1. Gene Ontology annotation, molecular function: iron ion binding; monooxygenase activity; oxidoreductase activity, acting on paired donors, with incorporation or reduction of molecular oxygen. Lineage: Eukaryota; Metazoa; Arthropoda; Insecta; Coleoptera; Chrysomelidae. The record is from RefSeq and is a predicted model, not a curated record.